CAUUACGACUGAGAAGAGCAGUGACGAUGGAGGAGGAGCCAGACGCGAAUCAUCGUCGCCGGCAGAUCUGCAACAGCUGCGAUCGACCAAAUCCGAUCUGUCUCUGCCACGUCAUACCGAACGAUCCAAUCCCAACGAACACAGAGAUCAUCAUCGUCCACCAUCCACACGAGUCACGCCACAAGCUCAACACGACACCUCUCCUCACCAAAUCCUUACGAAACGUCACCAGAAUCCCCCCCCGCCGUCUCCGCCGUCAUCACAUCUCCUCCGCCGGAGAAACCUCGGUCUCACCACCAAUAAGAACAAUCUACCUCUUCCCUUCUUCUCCUUCCUCUCCCGCCGUCACUAUAUCCGAAUUCAAAUCCCUAAAUCAACGCGACAUCUCAAACCCUCCGCCGCUGAGACUCAUCGUAUUCGACGCGACGUGGAAACACGCGAGUGAGAUGGUGAAAGCUAGCGAAGAGGUUCUAAGAGAAGCAGGAGCGGUUAGAGUGUGUUUGGAUACGGGAAUAGACGCAUCCGUGAGCGGAGGAACCAUCUACGACUCGGAGCUUGUGUUGAGGAAAGAACCAUUCGGAGGAUGUGUGACUACGGCGGAGGCAGUCGCACGGUGCUUGGGAGCUAUCGAACCGGACGGUGAAGAAAUCGAGAGGAAGCUGAUUAGUGUACUGAAAGAGAUGGUGAGGUUACAAUCUAAGUUCUUGAAGCCCAUGAAUCCAAGACCUAAGUUAUUGAAGAAGAGAUUACAGAAUCAAUCAGCUAACACUUGAACAAGAAUGAAUGAAUGAGUUUUUAGCUCUAUCAUCUAUGAUUGUUGAUGACAAGUAUUAUUAUUACAUUAGUCCAUUGUAGUAGUAGUAACUCGUUCUUCUGUAUCAAUAGUUACGUUAUAUGAAUUUCUCAAAUUUAUUCA
This is a messenger RNA of Camelina sativa (false flax), 916 nucleotides long. Lineage: Eukaryota; Viridiplantae; Streptophyta; Magnoliopsida; Brassicales; Brassicaceae. The record is from RefSeq and is a predicted model, not a curated record.